CCUCAUAUCUCCAACAUGGCGUCCGGAGUUAAGAUGAACGACAAGUGCGUCGAAACUUUUAAUAAGCUGAAGAAGAAUCACACAUUACAAUACUGUUUAUUCAAGCUCAGUGGAGACGGGUUUAAAGAAGUUAUCGUUGAGAAAGAAAAAACGAUUGAUUGUGAGGAUAAAAAGAAAUUCUUUGAGAAUUUUGUUAGGUGUAUCAAAGAGGAUUAUAGUGAGAAGUGCCUGUACGGUGCUGUCGAUUUCGCCGGUCGUAAGGACAAAGAAGGGAAAACGAUAGAAAAAGUAAUUUUCAUAUCAUGGGUACCUAAUGAUGCAAAGAUGAAAGAAAAAAUGGUGCAUGCCGCCACUUUGAAUGCUGUUACUCAAACUCUUUCAGUCAGCGAUGCACUUCAAUUAUUUGACAAGGAAGAACUGGAUGAAAUGUGUAUCUGCGAGAAGAUGAAGAUCGCUCUUGAUUUGGAUCAGUGUUCAGACGAACAAUGUAUAGUACAACAAAUGCAUUGACAUUACAAACAGGCCAAACAAUCUGUUAUGAUUGUCAUGCUUUGCUGAUGUCAACAUUGGAAGUUGUAUUUUAUACUGGAUUGAUGCUAUUGGCUGUUAUACAUUAUGUAUAUUGAUACACAUUAUAAACUCGGAGAAGACAAAGCUAAAGGUUAUAUCUUCUAAACAUAUAUAUGUAGCAUUAUAAUAUAUCAUUUACCAAUUAUGGUAACUGUUUACCUUUCUUGUAUACCUGAUGAAGCUAACAUUUGUUGCUAGACAAAUUGUCAUGUUUUCUUGAUCUUGAAUAAUUUUAAGCAGUGAUGAUGAUGAUUGGAACAUUUAUACUGGAAGAGCAACAUAACUGCAAACAGUUAAAGGUGGGAUCAAUAUAUAAAAUGGUGGGGGGUGUACAAUUCUGUAAUUUCACAACCUAGCUCCAACAGGAUUGGAAUGCCCUGCUUCUGAAGCAUAUAAGUUACAGGCUUAUAACAUAUGUUGAACAUGCAAUACUCUUCUAUGAAUAGCUAGAGCAUAGCUGUGUUCACUGUAUCUGUGAACUGAAGUAAAAGUUUCGAUUAAUAAUUUUUACUGACAAUUAUGAAUAAAUAUAUUUAUCAUCUGCUGUUUCAAAGAAAUUGAAGUUGAUUAUCAUUUUUUUUAUUUUAUCACAAUAUGAUGCGAAAGGCAUAUUUAAAAGACUAGGUGUAUUGAAACUGCCACCACAAACAAAGGAUCAUUUCUACAGGCAGUAAUGGAACAGAGUAUCCUUACAUUAUGUCAUUCAACUUCAAAAGAUGUGUAAACGAGCAUCACUAUAGACAAUUGUUUGCAAGAUUAAGUCUAGGUGUAUUAUAAAUCACUGAGUUUAGAUAUUCUUGUCUUUCUACUCUAGUUAUAAUUCAACACAAAAUUAAAAUGCACAGUAUGGCUGUAAAUGAUUUCGAGAUGAACAAUUUCUGUUUGUAAUUAUUCAACCACAGACCUUUUCCCGAUCACUAGCCAAAAAAAGUAAAUGCUUUUUGGUAUUUUUUUGUGCAUACAAGCAAGAGUCGUAGAAAAAUCUAUCAAUAAGUCUUAAAGUUGAAUAAGCUGAAUAGAUACAAGUGCCCUACUUACAGAACUGUACACCCCUUGUUGAUUUGCUGUCUUUCUUAAAAAAUAUUCAAUCAUUCUGUGAAUAGUAAAUGAACUAUCGUGAAACACAUGUUGUAUUCAAGAAUAAAAGAUGCUAACUGGAAAA
This is a messenger RNA of Ylistrum balloti, 1732 nucleotides long. RefSeq names its product cofilin-4-like. Gene Ontology annotation, biological process: cell motility; actin filament depolymerization; actin filament severing. The record is from RefSeq and is a predicted model, not a curated record. Gene Ontology annotation, cellular component: actin cortical patch; actin cytoskeleton; cytoplasm. Gene Ontology annotation, molecular function: actin filament binding. The transcript has 2 exons. NCBI's taxonomy places the organism in Eukaryota, Metazoa, Mollusca, Bivalvia, Pectinida, Pectinidae. The coding region runs from base 16 to 510 and encodes 164 amino acids.